Messenger RNA from Dioscorea cayenensis subsp. rotundata (Guinea yam), 905 nucleotides. RefSeq lists its product as uncharacterized. The transcript is spliced from 5 exons. Lineage: Eukaryota; Viridiplantae; Streptophyta; Magnoliopsida; Dioscoreales; Dioscoreaceae. The record is from RefSeq and is a predicted model, not a curated record. The coding region runs from base 126 to 719 and encodes 197 amino acids.
UCGUCUACUCCUCUUCGUUCUUGCCCUCCGUGUUGUCCCUCUUCGCCGAUGGAGAAAAGCUAGGGUUUUCAAUUGUAAAGUGAGAGAGAAGAGAGAGAUCUAGAUUGAGUUUUCGAGCUCCUUCGAUGGCGGAGGACUCAUCGGAUGCCGUUGUUGGCGCUGAAGAGGCGCAGCCUUCGAGGCCAUCGACGUACAAGGGGAGGUCUUGCAAGGGAUGCCUUUACUACUCGUCCCUGUUGAAAUCUGAUUCCCGGAAGCCCAUCUGCGUUGGGAUCAGCCGGUCUCUUCCUCAUGUUCCUAGCUACAUCGUGGGAGAAUCUGAGGUGGAGGCGACUAAGGAUGGUCGUAACUUGUCAGACUUCAAGUAUGCUUGUGUUGGUUAUUCAGUGUUCUUAGACAACAAAGAUAAUCCUGAUGAGAAGCAAGAAAACCGAUCAGAAUUGCCGUUUUGUGCUGGCAUUGAGCUGUUGAUUGACCGUAGGACCACAACUACUACUGAUCAUGUCCCUGCUCAUGCUUCCAAUAACGAAGAUGGUACCGUUCGCUCUCCACCCCGGCCAUACAAACCAGCGCAUUCGGCCGGUGAGGAAUUCUUCGGCAGGUUCACUAGGAAUGCCGGCCUUGUUGCUUCCGGUGUAAUGAAAAACCUAAACAGAGUGGGCAAUUACAUCAAAGAUUAUUUCGACGACAUGUAUCCUUAUCGUCGUCGACCCAAAUAGGAAAAGCCGAAUUGAAUCCCCAAGUUUGAUUAGAAUAAAUUUCUGUGUACCAAUUUCCAUUGUGUACUGUAUUUUGGUUAAAAGUGAGCUGAAAAAUAUGUUAGUUCAGCCUUCGAACUUCUUGUAUACCAAAGGUAGCAGUCACCUUCCAACUUUUUCAGGCCAUUCAAUAUGUUUUGUAUUUCA